Molecule: messenger RNA, 872 nt
Organism: Mustela lutreola (European mink)
Lineage: Eukaryota; Metazoa; Chordata; Mammalia; Carnivora; Mustelidae
Gene: C13H13orf46
Product: chromosome 13 C13orf46 homolog
Exons: 8
Coding region: 77-775 (232 amino acids)
Source: RefSeq, a predicted model, not a curated record
CUGCCGCAGGCCUCGGAAGGGCGCACGCACGGGAAGGGCUGCGCUGGGCUGACUUCCGACCUCUGACAGUGCGGUGAUGUCACAGGGGCCACUUGGCAACGGGGGCCCCCUGGCCACACUGGGCGGCGCCUCAGGCGGAGGUUGGAAGCCAUGCUCUCCAUCUGACGUGUGCUGGGGAGCCCGUGUCCCUCUUCUUUCCGAAAACCUAAGAGAGGCGAGAAGGAUGGAGAAGGACGCGGCCGCACACAGGAGGCACCGGCCAGGCCCUGGGGUCCCUGCCUCAGGGGUGGCCCCUGGACACCUCAAGGCAGCCAGCGAGAUGGCCGAGCUCCAGAGGAGCAGGAGCAUGGGCGGCCUGCACCAGAAGGGGGACCCUCCCAGCUGCAUCAAGAAGCUGUCCAAGGAAGCGGAGUCCGAAGACCAGGGAAAGGACCCACGGACCGACACUGAAGAUGCCGGCGGUCAGGCAGACCCAGAGGAAGACACGCAGGAAAAGCACCAGGACACCCGGGGAAAGUUGGACCCAGACGGUGGAAGGACAGAGCCAGAGGAACCAGAGUCCGUCAAGGUGGAUGACCAUCGUGGAAAAGAGACGCCAUCUGUGUUUGUGGAGAUUGAUCUGGGAGACUGUGCCGAGGAGGCGGUCACAGGUGCCAUGAGAGAAGAGAAGCGGGCCCAGAUGGACAUGGGGGAUUUGUCAGAAGAUGAGACCAGGACCAGCUGGGUGUGCUGCAUCCCCUACUCCACCCGAAGGAAGACGAAGGAGAGCGUGUAGCUGCCGUGGACAAGGGCACCGAGGACCACCCAGGUAUGACCCACUGGUCCGCUGGCUAAGCGACGAGGCCAUCUUACACAAUAAAGUGUGAACGGAA